This is a messenger RNA of Eleginops maclovinus (Patagonian blennie), 2325 nucleotides long. RefSeq names its product N-acetylglucosamine-1-phosphodiester alpha-N-acetylglucosaminidase-like. The record is from RefSeq and is a predicted model, not a curated record. Gene Ontology annotation, biological process: secretion of lysosomal enzymes. Lineage: Eukaryota; Metazoa; Chordata; Actinopteri; Perciformes; Eleginopidae. The transcript is spliced from 12 exons. Bases 99 to 1877 code for a protein of 592 amino acids.
UAAAGAAAGAAGCUGUGUUUUAUUUUGUCUUCCUGAGUGCUAGCUGGAGGAUGUAGGAAGUAGAGGGGACUUUUCGCGGCUGGUUCUUCCCCCCUCAUAUGGCAGCAGUAUCGGUGAAAUAUCUGUUAGUGUGGCCGCUGCUGUGGCUCUGCGUCCGGCUGUCUGAGACCGAAGACCCCCGCAUUUCUCCGGACGAUGACCCCCUGCGGCCGUACGCCCACGGUCACGGUCCCUCCCACUCGCACCGCCACGUCAGGGACUGUCUUUCUGUCACUGGGGGAAACACCACCCACGAGACCCGGACCCCCCCACACCGCGGCGGGGCCCCCGAGUCAACCGUGUUCGUGUCCGCCGUGCUGGGAAACUCCAGAUGGGUCUACGGUCACAUGACAGUGGUCCCCGACCCCCUGAGGAUGUUGUCAGUGUUGGAGCCGGGGGGUCCGGGAGGCUGCGAGGGGAACCGGAGGGCCUCUGUGGAGGAGACGGCUGAGGCUGCCGGGUGUUUGUACGCCCAGAACGGCGGCUUCUUCGACACGAAGUCCGGAGCCUGUCUGGGCAACGUGGUGAGCGAUGGCCGGAUGCUGAGGGACAGCGGGGGGGUGCAGAACGCUCAGUUUGGCAUCCGGAGGGACGGCACCCUGGUGUUCGGGUAUCUGUCUCAGGAGGAUGUUCUGGACCAGUCCAACCCAUUCGAGCAGCUGAUCAGCGGCGUGGUGUGGCUGCUGAGGAACGGAGAGGUUUACAUCAACCAGAGUCUGAAGGCCGAGUGCGACGAGACUCAGGAGACCGGGAAGUUUCGCACUUUUGUUGACGUCGUGUCGGCCAGGACGGCGGUGGGCCACGACGCCGAGGGAAAGCUGAUCCUGUUUCACAUCGACGGACAGACGGGAGUCAGGGGGAUGAACCUGUUGGAGAUGGCCGAGUCUCUGAAGAGUUACGGAGUCGUUAACGCCAUCAAUCUAGACGGAGGCGGCUCCUCCACCUUCGUGAUUAACGGCUCGUUAGCAAGCUACCCCUCCGACCACUGUAAGCCUGACGGCAGGUGGCGCUGUGCUCGGCCCGUCUCCACCGUGCUGUGUGUUCACCGGCCGCGCUGCCAGCCUGCAGACUGCAGUGGACACGGACACUGUGAGGACGGAGGCUGCCGCUGUGAGGAGGGCUGGCAGGGCCCCGCCUGUGACACUCUGCUGUGUCGGCCCCCAGCCUGCGGCCCCCACGGGGUCUGCACCGCCAGUGGAUGUGUCUGUGAUGCUGGAUGGAGAGGAGAGAACUGCAGCCAAGAGUGCCUCCCUGGUUUCUACGGUGACGGCUGCAAUCGAACCUGCGCCUGCGUUAACGGCGGUUCCUGUGAUCCCGUUCGCGGACUUUGCACAUGCCCCUCUGGCUUCCGCGGAAAAACCUGUGAAAACGUGUGUGCCCUGGGGUUCUUCGGCCCGUCCUGUCUUCAGGAGUGUGUGUGUGACCAUCAGUGUCCGUGUGACCCGCAGACAGGAAGCUGCAACACCACACUGAGAGGAGAGACCAACUCCACCGUACACAGAGCUGGACGUUGUUUAGCAGACCAGAUGUUUACAUUAUGGAGACGAGAUGAAGAGGAGCACAGAGAGCCGCCUCAUCUCGCAGAGCGUACCUGGAUGCUGCUCACCUUCACCCUGUCCGCCCUGCUCUCCGUCAGCCUGGUGCUCCACCUGGUUCGGGCGUGUCGAGGCGCCGCCUACCACCACGAAUCCGAUCGACGCGACUACUCAUACGUCCCACUGACGCACAUCAACGGAGCCGCACCCGCCGGGAAGUCCGGUUUUCAAUUGGACGACGAGGACUCUCAGGAUGAAAUCUGGUCUCCGUCUCGCUCGGGGAGGACGGGAGGCGAUGAGUAAAAACAAACCUUAAUAAUCGAGGAAGAGAGGAGUCUGUUUGAACCAGGGAGAUGUUGCCUUCAGGGUCCAUGGGAUUCCUUGUUUGUUUGCUCACUUGCCAGCACAGGUCGAAGCUCUCUCUCUCGGUCACAGCAGGCUCCAGGUUUCAUGACAUUUCACCUUUUUCACGUCAACAGAAGAACUUUGUUACUGAGUUUUUUUAAUCAGACCUUUUCUUAUCAACAUGGGGGGGGGGGGGGUUUACAGGUCAUCAUGCACUGAACUCCAUCUGAAUGUAGAGUAACUUUCAGGUGAAUGUUCAUGUCUGAUGAAAACAAUAUGAAAGAAGCACAACCUUCUUAUUGCUCUCUGGAAACAUUCCUUAUCAUGGUGUCACCAAACAUGUGAACAGGCUCCUGUUGCCGUUUUAAACAUCAAUAAAUGUACAUAUUGAGAUUUACUGCGAAAA